ACUAUCAUCUUCACCUACACAAAUUAAUACCGUUUCUAUUAUCAGUAGCUUUUUGAUAUGAGCAAUUUCAAAGCUGAUAAGAAGGUUUUUUGAUUGUAGUGCGGCUUUUUCAGUGGUGUAAACGGGGUGUUGCCAUCUGAUAAGCGUAAAUGUAUCGAAAUGUAUCUGAUAAGCUAUCAAUACACCUUUCGCAUUAAAAGCUUCCAGUGACACAGAGUGAACUGAACCUAAUACAGUGUUUAAAUUUUGUUUUAUUGUUAGAAAGGUGUAAUUUGAUCCUAGUCUAAAACUCCAGUCGAUUUUUUAGUGGAGAUCGUGAUCCCUUUAUUCUUGUAUACCAUUUUUCUAUUAUGUUCCAAGAUUUGUAUCCAGAAAAAUAUGAUACAGCAUAUUCGCCAUAGCUUUCUUAUCUAGUUACGAGUUGAAUUUCGAUAUCAAAAAAGUUUAUUUUUGUAAAAUUUCUGACAGUUCUAUCGGUCAGGUGAAACAAAGUGCGCGCGCUUCUUUUACGUGCUAACAUUGUGACUCACGAUAAAUUAACUUGAUUUUUACGAAUUUCGAAACGACUAAACAAAAUUCGAAACAAUGGAAUUAACACAAUGUUAUAGUAGUUUUUCAAAGAUUCAAACUGUUGCAAAAUGGGCUGCUGUUAUUGGUGGGAUUCAAGCAGUCAGUUGGAUUAUUUUAUCAAUAAUAUCAAUCUUAUUGUACCUGUGCAUCUUUAAUCUGGAUUCCUUAGUCAGCUAUGGAUCAAUCACAAAGUUUGUUCUCUACGAAAUGUACUUCAGAGGAAAUUGUGAAUUAGAUCCAAGUCCAGAUAUUAAUUUCGAGCAACUUAAAAGUGUCGACACAGUGUUAAACUCGUUUGGUGUACUUAUUUUUGCUUGUGUAUAUUUGGGAGUUUCUUUUGUUUGGGUUAUAAGUUCUAUUUUACUUUUAACACAUGUUAAGAAAGAUAACAUAAAUGUUACCAUAGCAGUUUUAUGCACCUGGUCAAGUGUCACAUUAAUAACCUGCGUCAUGGAUUUGGCUUUGGGAGUUAUGUUUGGUAUCGACUUUAGUCGUUAUCAGUGGAAAUCAUAUCAAUACAGCUUGGCUAGCUCACAAGCUGGUCCUGUUAAUCCGGACCUUAAUUUGGUGCAGCUAGUUUCAGCUGAAUAUUCUGCUAUCUUCAUGAUGGUUAUCUCGUUGAAAGGAUUCGUUUUAUGGUUGAUUAAUUUUGGCUUGAUGAUUUAUGUUUUUAUUGGAGCUCUUGUGGCAAGGGACACAGUGAAUGACUUCAUCAACCAUACAUUCAACAGCACGCACAUAACCCCCAUACACGCCUUCGAACCCCCAAAAGAAGAAACAACUGGUUUUGAUAAUGCUGCUUUUGUUGUAGAACACCGUCAGCAUAAAUCACCAGUUGAACUAAAUGAGGAAUCAAUUAAACGAGCUGCUCGCAUGUCUACGGAUAAUCUUCAAGAAAGACGUUUCCGUAACAUUGAUAGUUUUGAGCAAUAUCCCCCAGCAAAACCUCCACAAAUGCCACUACAACAUCCCGGACAAACGAUGAAUUUUGAACCACCAGUUCCAGCACCUGAUUAUACUCCACCAAUGCCAAGGUCGAAUCAAAACGGUCAAAUUCGGAAUACAAGAUAUCAAUAGCUGCCUUGGCGACACCAUCCUGAUUUUACAAUUACCAUAUAAUUCCAUAGUAUAACCUAAACCCUCUUCUCUUCCAUGCAAAUAACCCAUCACAGAAUUCUAAGUGCAUAUUUUUUUCAAUUUUAUUUAUAAACAACACACUUUAUAGUUAGACAA
This is a messenger RNA of Episyrphus balteatus (marmalade hoverfly), 1803 nucleotides long. RefSeq lists its product as uncharacterized. NCBI's taxonomy places the organism in Eukaryota, Metazoa, Arthropoda, Insecta, Diptera, Syrphidae. The record is from RefSeq and is a predicted model, not a curated record. The coding region runs from base 586 to 1647 and encodes 353 amino acids. The transcript is spliced from 5 exons.